Messenger RNA from Hyaena hyaena (striped hyena), 834 nucleotides. Its product is annotated as vacuolar protein sorting-associated protein 29-like. The record is from RefSeq and is a predicted model, not a curated record. Gene Ontology annotation, cellular component: retromer complex; endosome. Bases 1 to 834 code for a protein of 277 amino acids. Gene Ontology annotation, biological process: retrograde transport, endosome to Golgi; intracellular protein transport. The transcript has 2 exons. Lineage: Eukaryota; Metazoa; Chordata; Mammalia; Carnivora; Hyaenidae.
AUGAACUCCGAGUGCCACAUUUUCUUCAGGGGUCUAAUUAAAAAGCCAUUAUUAGAAAACCCCAAUGCAUUAAGCUUUCAACCUGGCAGUGAAAUACUGACAAGCUUUUUUAUGAAAGACUUGCAGAUGAGCGAGCGACUCAACCCCCGUCGGCAUAUGUUCCAGAAUGAGUUCACUCUGCCAUCGCCUCUGCUCCCGAAAAGGCCUCUCUUUACAAGUGUUACAUUUCAUCUCUCUGAAUUUGCUAGGGGUUCUUUAAAAAGUUUUUGUAAACAUUGGCAUUUCGCAAUGCAUUGGCAAAGCUUCUGGAAGGUCGAAGAGGAAAUAUUAGGAGGCCUGUACAUCCCACGCCGGUGCACCCGAUUGUCAGCUAAAUUCAAGGAACUGCUGGCGCCAGGAAAGAUUCAGCCCAUUCUUGGUAUAGGAAAUCUUUGUAGCAAAGAGAGUUAUGAUUAUCUCAAGACUCAGGCUACUGAGGUUCCUAUUGUGAGGGGAGAUGUCGAUGGGAACCGGAAUUCCCCAGAACAGAAAGCCGUGACUCUUAGGCAGCUCAGAAUUGGCGUGGUCCCUGGGCGUCAAGUUAUUCCAUGGGGAGGUAUGACCAGCUUAGCCCCGUUGCAGAGGCGGUUCGAGGUGGACUUUCUUAUCUCGGGACACACACACAAAUUUGAAGCAUUCGAGCAUGAAAAUAAAUUUUGUGUUAACACAGGUUCCACCACUGGAGCAUAUAAUGCCUUGGAAACAAUCCCUUCAUUCAUGUUGAUGGAUAUCCAAGCUUCCACCACUGUCACUUCUGUGUGGCAGCUAAUUGGAGAUGAUGUGAAAGUAGCAUGA